AUGAGCCCUGCGUUGGUCUUCAUUGAACAGAGUGCGGCCGGGAUAGGCAAGUCUGACCGUCGCGCCCUUCGGUCUCAUGUCAUGAGGGGCAAGAAUGCCGGCAGACCACGGCCCUCGACACGAAAACAAACGAACAAUGCCCCCAUCAAGCGUCAGCUGAAGAUACCGCGACGGGUUUUCUGGAAUGACUUCUGUCUAACAUCGUUCCCGCAAGAGCUCGAUCCUGACUCCACUAGGCUCAUGCAUCGGUGGUUCCUAGACAUCAGUGACGCGCUAUUUCCUCCCCAGUUCUGCUACAAGUUCGAUAUAUUGAAAUCGAUCUGGGUCAACUGCAUACUGGUAGAUGAAGCUUACUUUCACUCGACCUUAGCUGUGUCGGCAUCCUACGUUGACUUCUUUGAACGAAAGCCUACCACGUCGUCAAAGACUUUGCAUCACAUAUGUCAGGCAUAUUCGCUGGUCAACCUCAAACUUUCAGGCCCCCAAGCCAUAUCGGAUAGCGCCAUUGCUGCUGUCGUCACCCUCGCCAUCUACCAACAGAUACACCAGCAACACUCCACCGGCCUCGUGCAUCUCAGAGGGCUUCAUCGAAUGAUUGAGUUACGCGGGGGUAUCGCCAGAUUGAUGAAGGAGAACCGUCCAUUGGCCCUCAAGCCACUCAGGCUCGAUAUCGAAUUGUCUAUGCAAAACGGGUCACCUACGAUGUUUGAUAGUCCGGAAGUACCGGUGACAACUGUCUUGUGCAACUCUAGCACCGUCAAAGAGCAGCUUUCUGCCUGUCCUCCUGGACUGCCCCGCAUUAUGCUAGAUCUCAUCGUUUUCGCUGGCAUCCUCAAUGACAGAGUGAAGAACGGACGAUCCAAGCUCAACCCUUUAGACUACACAGAAACGCUCAUAUCACUCCUAUACCGUCUCUUGGAAGGUGAACCUUUCAGUCAGCCCCUGCUUGCUUCGGAAGGCCUCUACGACGACGCAGCACGUCUCGCUAUGCUGGCUUUCAUGACCGGCUUGCUUCCCAACUACUGCCGUGAUAACUUCAGUUCGUCGCUUCUAUGCACUCGUCUAGUGAACGCCGUUCGAGAGCUCUAUUCGACGCACAAAGACGCGCAAACUGGCCAUUUUUCACUGCUGCUGUGGAUCCUUUUCAUGAGCGCUAUCUCGGUUCUGAAAGUCAAUGACCACAGCUGGCUGCUAUUUGCAAUCGCGGAGACUUGCGACCGUUCUGACUUGCGCGACUGGGCGAACGUUCACCACCAUCUCAGUGGAUUUCCGUGGAUAUACACACUGCAUGAUAAUACCGCGCGGUGUCUAUGGGAGGAAGUUCGUGAAGUGAAGUUAGAGGAUCGCGGCACCGCUCUUUCACCACCCGCAAAAUCGACUCAACGCGGGCUUUGA
Messenger RNA from Colletotrichum tamarilloi, 1395 nucleotides. RefSeq lists its product as uncharacterized. The coding region runs from base 1 to 1395 and encodes 464 amino acids. Lineage: Eukaryota; Fungi; Ascomycota; Sordariomycetes; Glomerellales; Glomerellaceae. The transcript has 4 exons. The record is from RefSeq and is a predicted model, not a curated record.